AGACCCGCUUCCGGAAUGGUUCUACCCCAGACAGGUUCGGUCGCCAUUGCAGGCUCUCCGAUUUCAGUCUAGCGGCCGCGGAUUGUCAUUCUGGAGUUGAAGCGCCUAUUUAACGCUCAUCGGGCGACUACAGUAGCUAAACCAACGUUUUCCCCCACGGCACCGUCGCGGAGAGAGAAGCGCCCUGUCAGGUCGUUCGGACGCCAACCGCCAACCGUCCUCGGGCCAAAGAGACAGCGCGAGCUGCGGUCGUUUAGCCGUUAGCUAGUAGCUAUUAUCGCAGAGGGAGCAAGGACCGUCAUGGCUCAGAUCCUGCCCAUCAGGUUUCAGGAACACCUGCAGCUUCAGAAUUUGGGGAUCAACCCGGCCAACAUCGGGUUCAGCACCCUGACUAUGGAGUCGGACAAAUUCAUCUGUGUCCGAGAGAAGGUGGGUGAACAGGCUCAGGUGGUGAUCAUCGACAUGGCCGACCCAAACAGCCCCAUCCGCCGGCCCAUCUCCGCAGACAGCGCCAUCAUGAACCCUGCCAGCAAAGUCAUCGCACUGAAAGACGCUUCGAAAACCCUUCAGAUCUUUAACAUUGAAAUGAAGAGUAAGAUGAAGGCACACACCAUGACUGAUGAUGUCACCUUCUGGAAGUGGAUCUCCCUCAACACAGUUGCCUUGGUGACCGAUAACGCCGUCUACCAUUGGAGCAUGGAGGGAGAUUCGCAGCCAGUAAAAGUGUUUGACCGCCACUCCAGCCUAGCAGGCUGUCAAAUCAUCAACUAUCGCACUGACGCCAAGCAGAAGUGGCUACUCCUUAUCGGCAUCUCUGCCCAGCAAAACCGAGUGGUAGGGGCUAUGCAGCUGUACUCCGUGGACAGGAAGGUCUCUCAGCCCAUCGAGGGCCACGCGGCCAGCUUCGCCCAGUUCAAGAUGGACGGAAACACAGAGGAGUCGACCCUGUUUUGCUUCGCCGUGCGGGGCCAGGCCGGAGGAAAGCUCCACAUCAUUGAGGUGGGGACUCCACCAACUGGUAACCAGCCUUUUCCAAAGAAAGCCGUGGAUGUAUUCUUCCCUCCUGAAGCUCAGAAUGAUUUCCCUGUGGCCAUGCAGAUCAGCCCAAAACAGGAUGUUGUGUUCCUUAUUACCAAGUAUGGCUACAUCCACCUGUACGACCUGGAGACAGGAACAUGUAUCUACAUGAACCGAAUCAGUGGGGAGACCAUUUUUGUUACAGCACCUCACGAGGCCACUUCCGGGAUCAUUGGUGUCAACAGGAAAGGACAGGUGCUGUCGGUGUGCGUGGAGGAGGAGAACAUCAUCCCCUACAUCACCAAUGUUCUGCAGAACCCCGACCUGGCCCUACGCAUGGCUGUGAGAAAUAACUUGGCCGGCGCAGAGGAGCUGUUCGCCCGCAAAUUCAACAACCUGUUCGCUGCAGGCAACUACUCAGAGGCAGCCAAAGUAGCUGCUAACGCACCUAAGGGCAUUCUGAGGACUCCAGACACCAUCCGCCGCUUCCAGAGCGUGCCGGCCCAGCCAGGCCAGACCUCCCCGCUGCUGCAGUACUUCGGCAUCCUGCUGGACCAGGGCCAGCUCAACAAGUUUGAGUCCCUGGAGCUCUGCAGGCCGGUACUGCAGCAGGGCCGCAAACAGCUGCUGGAGAAGUGGCUCAAAGAGGACAAGCUGGAAUGCUCUGAGGAACUGGGAGACCUUGUGAAGUCCGUUGACCCCACCCUGGCCCUGAGUGUGUACCUCAGGGCCAACGUCCCCAACAAAGUGAUCCAGUGCUUUGCUGAAACGGGCCAGUUCCCCAAGAUCGUGCUGUACGCCAAGAAGGUGGGCUACACUCCAGACUGGAUCUUCCUUCUGAGGAACGUGAUGCGCAUCAGUGCUGAUCAGGGCCUGCAGUUCGCCCAGAUGCUGGUGCAGGACGAGGAGCCGCUGGCCGACAUUACCCAGAUUGUGGAUGUGUUUAUGGAGUACAACCUGAUUCAGCAGUGCACCUCCUUCCUUCUGGAUGCCCUGAAAAACAACCGACCCUCUGAGGGACCUCUGCAGACCCGCCUGCUGGAGAUGAACCUCAUGCAUGCGCCUCAGGUCGCUGAUGCCAUCCUAGGGAAUCAGAUGUUCACUAAUUAUGACCGUGCCCACAUCGCCCAGCUGUGUGAGAAAGCUGGCCUGCUUCAGAGAGCCCUGGAGCACUACACAGACUUGUAUGACAUCAAACGGGCUGUCGUUCACACACACCUGCUCAACCCAGAGUGGCUUGUGAACUUCUUUGGCUCUCUGUCUGUGGAGGACUCUCUGGAGUGUUUGAGAGCCAUGCUCUCUGCCAACAUCAGGCAGAACCUCCAGAUUUGCGUCCAGGUAGCCUCCAAGUAUCAUGAGCAGCUCUCCACCCAGGCUCUCACAGAGCUCUUCGAGUCCUUCAAGAGCUUUGAGGGUCUCUUCUACUUCCUGGGCUCUAUCGUGAACUUCAGUCAGGACCCGGAGGUGCACUUCAAGUACAUCCAGGCGGCCUGCAAGACAGGCCAGAUCAAGGAGGUGGAGCGUAUCUGUAGAGAGAGCAACUGUUACGACCCCGAGCGCGUGAAGAACUUCCUGAAGGAGGCCAAACUCACCGACCAGCUGCCCCUCAUUAUCGUGUGCGACCGCUUUGACUUCGUCCAUGACCUGGUGCUCUACCUGUACCGCAACAACCUCCAGAAAUACAUCGAGAUCUAUGUGCAGAAGGUGAACCCCAGCCGCCUGCCGGUGGUGAUUGGUGGGCUGCUGGAUGUCGACUGCUCUGAGGAUGUCAUUAAGAACCUCAUCCUAGUGGUGAGGGGCCAGUUCUCCACUGAUGAGCUGGUGGCUGAAGUGGAGAAGAGGAACAGACUGAAGCUGCUUCUGCCCUGGCUGGAGGCUCGCAUUCACGAAGGUUGUGAAGAGCCUGCUACCCACAAUGCUCUGGCGAAGAUCUACAUCGACAGCAACAACAACCCAGAGCGCUUCCUACGGGAGAACCCCUACUACGACAGUCGUGUGGUGGGGAAGUACUGUGAGAAGAGAGACCCCCACCUGGCCUGCGUGGCUUACGAGAGAGGCCAGUGUGACCAGGAGCUCAUCCAUGUGUGCAAUGAGAACUCCUUGUUUAAGAGUCUGUCUCGUUACCUGGUGCGACGUCGUGACCCAGAGCUCUGGGCCAGUGUGCUGCAAGAGACCAACCCAUACAGAAGACCCCUCAUCGACCAGGUGGUGCAGACUGCACUGUCGGAAACCCAGGAUCCUGAGGAGGUGUCCGUCACAGUCAAGGCCUUCAUGACGGCUGACCUGCCCAAUGAACUCAUUGAGCUUCUAGAGAAAAUAGUCCUGGACAACUCUGUAUUCAGUGAACACAGGAACCUCCAGAACUUGCUGAUUUUGACGGCAAUCAAAGCAGACCGGACACGGGUCAUGGAGUACAUUAACCGCUUGGACAACUACGAUGCUCCGGACAUUGCCAACAUCGCCAUUAGCAGCGAGCUCUUCGAGGAGGCUUUCGCCAUCUUCAGGAAGUUUGAUGUCAACACCUCAGCAAUCCAGGUUCUAAUUGAGCACAUCGGGAAUCUGGACCGGGCCUAUGAGUUUGCCGAGCGCUGCAACGAGCCGGCGGUCUGGAGCCAGCUGGCCAAGGCUCAGCUGCAGAAGGGCCUGGUGAAGGAGGCCAUCGACUCUUACAUCAAGGCGGAUGACCCGUCAGCCUACAUGGAGGUGGUCCAGGCCGCGGACCAGAGCGGUAACUGGGAGGACCUGGUGAAGUUCUUGCAGAUGGCGCGUAAAAAGGCCAGAGAGUCCUACGUGGAGACGGAGCUGAUCUUUGCUCUGGCUAAAACCAACCGGCUGGCAGAACUGGAAGAGUUCAUCAACGGCCCCAAUAACGCUCACAUCCAGCAGGUUGGCGAUCGUUGCUACGAUGAGAAGAUGUACGAGGCAGCAAAGCUGCUCUACAACAACGUGUCUAACUUUGGCCGCCUGGCCUCCACCCUGGUCCACCUCGGAGAAUACCAGGCUGCGGUGGAUGGGGCUCGCAAAGCUAAUAGCACACGCACGUGGAAGGAGGUGUGCUUUGCCUGUGUGGACGGCAAAGAGUUCAGGCUGGCUCAGAUGUGCGGCCUUCAUAUCGUGGUCCAUGCAGAUGAACUGGAAGAGUUGAUCAACUACUACCAGGACCGUGGGUACUUUGAGGAGCUGAUCACCAUGCUGGAAGCAGCGCUGGGACUGGAGCGCGCUCACAUGGGCAUGUUCACUGAGCUGGCCAUCCUCUACUCCAAGUUCAAACCCCAGAAGAUGAGGGAACAUCUGGAACUCUUCUGGUCCCGGGUCAACAUCCCCAAGGUGCUGCGUGCAGCAGAACAGGCUCACCUGUGGGCCGAGCUGGUCUUCCUGUACGACAAGUACGAGGAGUACGACAACGCCAUCAUCACCAUGAUGAACCACCCCACAGACGCCUGGAAGGAGAGCCAGUUUAAGGACAUCAUUACCAAGGUGGCCAACGUGGAGCUGUAUUAUAAAGCCAUCCAGUUUUACCUGGAGUUCAAGCCCUUGUUACUGAAUGACCUUCUCAUCGUCCUGUCGCCAAGGCUGGACCACUCCCGCGCUGUUACAUUCUUCAGCAAGGUUAAGCAGCUUCCCCUUGUCAAACCAUACCUGCGAUCUGUACAGAAUCACAACAACAAGUCUGUCAACGAAGCACUUAAUAACCUCUUCAUUACAGAGGAAGACUACCAGGCACUUCGGACGUCUAUAGACGCAUAUGAUAACUUUGACAACAUCUCAUUGGCCCAGCGGCUAGAGAAACACGAGCUCAUCGAGUUUAGAAGAAUUGCUGCCUACCUCUUCAAAGGCAACAACCGCUGGAAGCAGAGUGUGGAACUCUGCAAAAAAGACAAACUCUACAAGGAUGCCAUGCAGUACGCAUCUGAGUCAAAGGACAUAGAGCUGGCGGAGGAGCUGCUCCAGUGGUUCCUGCAGGAGGAGAAGAAGGAGUGCUUUGCAGCCUGCCUCUUCACCUGCUACGACCUGCUGCGGCCCGACGUGGUGCUUGAGACCGCCUGGAGGCAUAACCUCAUGGACUUCUCCAUGCCGUACUUCAUCCAAGUGAUGAGGGAGUACCUCAGCAAGGUUGAUGCUAUUAAGGAUAAGGUGGACAAGCUGGAAACAUCUGAGUCUUUAAGGAAGCAAGAAGAGCAGGCCACAGAGACGCAACCCAUUGUUUAUGGCACACCCCAGCUGAUGCUGACCGCGGGCCCUAGCGUGGCAGUACCCCCCCAGCAGGCCUACAGCUACGGCUACUCAGCACCAGCCGGCUACGCCCAGGCUCCUCAGCCUCCUCAGCCAGGCUUCAGCUACGGCAUAUAAGGACAACACCCCCCCCCCCCCCCCCCCACACCGCUUGGUUUGGCCUGGACCCUCUAUCCAUACCCCCCGUCCCCAGUACUUCACCAGCCUCAGCUGUCUUCAACUUGCGUCUGAAGAUAAGAGCAAAGUUAUUCCAGUACUUUUU
This is a messenger RNA of Electrophorus electricus (electric eel), 5512 nucleotides long. Lineage: Eukaryota; Metazoa; Chordata; Actinopteri; Gymnotiformes; Gymnotidae. The record is from RefSeq and is a predicted model, not a curated record.